GCCGUUGUCACUGUUCAAAGAAAAGGAAGCUACGGCAGAAGAGGGUGAUCCGAGUUCCGGCUAUAAGCUUGAAGAUGUCAGAUAUCCCUCCUGAUGAUUUCUCAUGGAGGAAGUAUGGUCAGAAGCCCAUUAAAGGAUCUCCUCAUCCAAGGGGAUAUUAUAAAUGCAGCAGCGUGAGAGGGUGUCCGGCACGGAAGCAUGUGGAGAGAGCGCCGGACGAUUCGACGAUGCUGAUUGUCACUUACGAAGGCGAACAUAAUCACUCCCUCUCUCUACCUCAAACUAACACUCUAGGUUUACAAGUCAUCUUAGAUUCUUAAUUAAUUAAUUAAUUAGAGAUCAGAUCAGAUCAGGUCAAAAUUAAUUACUACCAAUUCAGGUAUGUAGUAGAUGUAUUUAACUGAUCCUGUAUAAAAAUGUUGGAUCAGUACAUGUUUAGUUCAAGCUAUAUGAGAUUUCUUUGAGUUUGUGACCAAGCUAAAGCUAGAUUAUACUACUAUAUCUCGUUUAGAUCAACU
This is a messenger RNA of Cuscuta europaea, 518 nucleotides long. NCBI's taxonomy places the organism in Eukaryota, Viridiplantae, Streptophyta, Magnoliopsida, Solanales, Convolvulaceae. The record is from the annotation of a GenBank genome assembly.